UCUCAUCAAGCAGUUCGAUUCCAAGGACAAAAAUAAUCGACCGCUUCACCAGUACUCCAUCAUCAAAUAUUCCAUCAACAAGUAUUCCUACCGCAUGUAGAUGUUUGAACGGUGGAAGCUGUUAUCCUGGAAGUUCAUACUGUAGCUGUCCAUGGCUGUACACAGGGAAAUACUGUGAAGUGUGUGGCUGUUUCAACGGUGGAAGCUGUAUCUACAGAGGUAGCUCUUUGUACUGUAGCUGCUCCUGGCCCUACACUGGACGAUACUGUGAAGUUUUAGUCCCAUCAAGUAGCUUCCCAAUUCCACGAACAACAAUAAUCGACUACUUUACCAGUACUCCAUCAUCAAGUAUAGGACUAACGUCUUUUGUAACCACAGUUGCUCCAACCGCGUGUAGCUGUCUUAACGGUGGAAGCUGUUAUCCUGGAAGUUCAUACUGUGGCUGUCCAUGGCCGUACACAGGGAAAUACUGUGAAGCGCAUUACUGUGAUGUGGCUCAACCUGGUUGUCGUAACGGUGGAACAUGUGUUAGAUUACCAAAUGGAUACAGAUGUGACUGUCCACCAUAUUACACUGGGAAAGAUUGCGAAUACCCUAGCUCUAACCCUUGCUCUUCUUAUCCGUGUAAGAAUGGAGGAACAUGUCACCGCUACCAAUCAGGACACCCCUACUAUUGUGUUUGUCCAAAGGGAUUUACCGGCUAUGAUUGCGAACAAAGAAUUACAACUACAUCAACAACCGUCUCCCCCUCCCCCUCAGUAACACCAGUGACACCUACCACACCAUACACCCGUUGUGACAGCAGUACAUGCAUUAAUGGUGUUUGUAGUCCAGUUCACAAUACCAACACUCUAUACUGUAAAUGCAGUCCUGGGUAUAAUGGAAAACAAUGUGACAGAAAAACCACUGGUUGCCAAGACAACCUUUGCUUGUAUGGUAGCACAUGCGCAGUAGGAGCCAAAAACUAUCUAUGGUAUUGCAUAUGUCCACCAGGAAGAACCGGACAACGAUGUGAAAAAAAGAUAAUACCGUGUGAAGGUCAACACCAACCUUGUCUAAAUGGAGGAUCGUGUGAAAAAAUAGGGAAUAACUACAAAUGCUUAUGCCCCAAAAACUAUACUGGAAAACAUUGUGAAUUUGGUUAUGAAUGUCACAAGGUUACACUGAGUACCACUUCAACAUCGCUAGUUGCUACGACUACUACCAUCGGUAGCACCAUCCAUGUCAGUUCCUUCACGACAUCGUCAGCAGCUCCUUUAACGACUACACCGGUCAUGACAUCUGUACAAUCAACAUCAACAAUUAUGUUGAUUAUAGAUCAUAUCUGUGACAUAUCUCAGCCGUGUCGUAAUAAUGGCAAAUGUAUUAAAACCUCGAAAUAUGGGUACCGCUGUCAGUGUGGUCCAGGAUAUACUGGGAGAAACUGCGAGAACUACUUGUUCUUAACAACCUCGAUUCCGCUUCCGACAAUGAUCAAAAAAGAUUCAUUAUCCAAAAAUCCUCAAAAUGUUGUUCUUACAAAAGAAGAAAAACUUAAAGAAGAUCUAAUAAAGGAAAAAAGAUCGCCCAAAAUUCCCAACAAAGAUCAACAGCUGCCAUGACAACAUUUGGUCACGCAAGCGAACAACGAUACUUACCUCAAAGGAAACACCUAGUUAGAUCAAGUCAAAGCAUCUAAAAUACAAAAAAAUUGAAAUGUGAACAAAAUGGGAAACAAAGUGGGAAGCAAAAUGGGAUAUAAGAAAAUUGAAUAAGAAAAAAGGGACGAGUAUUAUUGAAACCACCCAAGUUGAAAACUUGAGGGGGAGGGGGGGGAGGGCGGAUUAAUUAAGGGCCUGGUUUAUUUAGUUUUAUCUGCAAAUAAACUGUCCAUUAUUAUAUAGUUAGUGUACUUCUCUAUGGCAAUGAAUAAAUAAGGGAUUGAAUCAAGCAAAUAAACCAGUAUCUCAAUACAGACA
Molecule: messenger RNA, 1958 nt
Organism: Actinia tenebrosa (Australian red waratah sea anemone)
Lineage: Eukaryota; Metazoa; Cnidaria; Anthozoa; Actiniaria; Actiniidae
Molecular function (GO): calcium ion binding
Source: RefSeq, a predicted model, not a curated record